This is a messenger RNA of Hemiscyllium ocellatum (epaulette shark), 5368 nucleotides long. It is a transcript of the gene naa25, whose product is annotated as N-alpha-acetyltransferase 25, NatB auxiliary subunit. The record is from RefSeq and is a predicted model, not a curated record. Gene Ontology annotation, cellular component: NatB complex; cytoplasm. NCBI's taxonomy places the organism in Eukaryota, Metazoa, Chordata, Chondrichthyes, Orectolobiformes, Hemiscylliidae. Gene Ontology annotation, biological process: N-terminal peptidyl-methionine acetylation. The transcript is spliced from 24 exons. Bases 21 to 2942 code for a protein of 973 amino acids. Gene Ontology annotation, molecular function: protein binding; protein-N-terminal amino-acid acetyltransferase activity.
UGCAGGAGCAUAGAGUUAUCAUGGCGGCUCGUAGCCAUGUGCAGGAUCCCAAUGACAGGAGGUUGCGUCCGAUCUAUGAUUAUCUGGACAAUGGCAAUAACAAGAUGGCUAUACAGCAAGCUGAUAAAUUGCUCAAAAAACACAGGGACCUUCACUGUGCAAAGGUCCUGAAAGCAAUUGGGUUGCAACGGACUGGCAAACAAGAAGAGGCAUUUGCUGUGGCACAGGAGGUAGCUGCACUUGAACCCACGGAUGACAACUCUUUGCAAGCUCUCACUAUUCUUUAUCGUGAAAUGCACAGACCUGAGCUGGUUACUAAGCUAUAUGAGGCUGCUGUGCGAAAAGUCCCAAGCAGUGAGGAGUAUCACUCGCACCUCUUCAUGGCAUAUGCCAGGGUUGGAGAAUACAAAAAAAUGCAACAGGCUGGGAUGGCACUUUACAAGAUUGUUCCAAAGAAUCCAUAUUACUUCUGGUCUGUGAUGAGUCUGGUCAUGCAGUCUAUUUCAGCACAAGAUGAAAAAUUAUCAAAGACAAUGUUCCUCCCCUUAGCACAGAGAAUGGUGGAAAAAAUGGUAAAAGAAGACAAAAUUGAGGCUGAAGCUGAGGUGCAACUCUACUUAAUGAUUUUGGAACGACUUGGAAAAGACCAGGAGGCUCUCGAAGUUAUCCAAGGAAAACUAGGAGAGAAACUGACCAGUGAGUUACAAAGUCGAGAGAUGAAAUGUAUGGUGCUGUACAAGAAGCUGAUGAAAUGGCCUGAAUGUAAUGCACUUUCAAGGAAACUUUUACUGAACAACCCAGAUGACUGGCAAUUUUACAUAUCUUAUUUUGAUUCCCUCUUCCAUCUGAUUGAUGAGGCUUGGACUCCACCUGCAAAGGCUGAGCACUGUCCAGAGGGCCAAGUCACUUGCCUUGUUCAGGAAGCCAUGUCUUUUGUGGAGGAACGAGUUUUGAAUGAAGAACCAAAGGGCUCCCGUCGCCUGAGGGGGCCAUACCUGGCUAAACUUGAAUUAAUAAGGCGGCUAAGAGAGAGGGGUACAAAUGACGAACAUAAACUUGGAAUUCCGGAGGACCUGAUGUUCCAGUACUUUGAGAGGUUUGGGGACAGGCCUUGCUGUUAUUCUGACCUGAAAAUCUUUGUCGAUCUUCUAUCGCUGGACAGGCAUACACAGUUUAUCAACAAAUUGAUGGAGGUAGUACCUCUUUCAAUAUCAACAGAGAGUGAUCUUGCAUUGCCAGGUGAUGUCAAAGCCAUGCAAAGGCAUAUGUUUGUUGUUCAAUUUGCCCGAUUAUUAGGCCUUCAUGAGACUAUGGACCAGACACAGAAGCUCAGACUUAUUCAAGAGCUGAUGCAGAGAUACAAACAUGCCUUAAAGUUCGGAACAUCGUGUUUGAAAACAGAACUGCAAUUCUCUGAUAAUUACUGUCUCCUUGCUGUGCACCACCUUUUCGACAUCUGGCGACAAUCAGGUGAGGAAUGGCCGCUAUGGCGAUCCCUAGCACUGCUGGAGGAGAGCCUCUCUAACAGCCCCUCAAGUGCUCAAUUCAAGCUGCUACUCAUUCGAAUUUAUUGUCUGCUGGGAGCUUUUGAGCCAGUUGUAGACUUGUACACCAGUCUUGAUGCCAAGCAUGUGCAGCAUGAUACAAUUGGAUAUCUGCUGACUCGUUAUGCGGAGCCACUGGGCCACCUUGCUGCUGCUUCCCAAGCAUGUAACUUCACACUCAGGUUUUUCCACUCCAACCAGAAAGAUACCUCUGAAUACAUAAUUCAGGCAUACAAAUAUGGUGCGUUUGAGAAAAUCCCAGAAUUCAUUGCCUUCCGGAACAGGCUGAAUAAUUCGCUGCAUUUCGCACAAGUUCGCAUUGAACGUAUGCUGUUAGAUCUCUUCCUCGAAGCAAACAUAACAAACAGCCUGGAAGAAAGUAUAAAAGCAAUGGGUAUAUGUCCAGAUGAGGAUGAUAUUCCAUGGGACAAUCUACGGGAUAACCGGGAUCUGGCUGUUAGUAUUAGCUGGGAUCCAAAGGACUGGGAGUUGUCAGAAGGGGAAAGAAAAUCGUCAAUGAAAGAGGAGAGAAUAUGGCUUCAAGUUCGCUCAUUGACACUGCGUCUGGUCUGUGCACUCUCUGCUGUUAGCCAUACAGUAGAGCCAAAAAAUUCCGAAAAGACGACAACAAAUGGUGUCACUUCUAAAAUUGAGACACUGCGCUCUUUAAUUCAGCAGCUUGAACGUGUGGUGCAGUCCGAGAAGAAAAAAGACAAACCAAUAGCCAAGUUUCUCGUCCAGGGACCACCUCCAACACGUAUGACAACCUACCUGGAAAGUAACAGCUGUCGGUGUCAGAUUGAUGCUUUCCAUCUGGUUACUGAUAUCUACGAACUGGAUGUCAGUGGAUUAGAUGAAACACUGGAUGUCCAGGAGAGGAUAGCAAAUAAUUUUAAAUCUUUGUUACAACAGAUGCAAGAAUUAUUCAAUAAAUGUAAAGGAAACUUAUUGGAAACAAAGCAAACAGAAUGUACAACAAAACCGGAACUCUUAGAAAACUUUGUCUUUUUAGUUGAGACCACCUGCAUCAUCCUGUGGGUAUCUUAUUACUGUGGUAAUGUCCUCCGGCCACUAAAAUCCAGUUUACAAAGGAAAAAGAAGAAGAAAAAGGAAAUCAAUGUCGUAAUGCCCAUUGUUUUCAGCAGCUUCCAAGACUAUGUGGGUAGAUUGCAGAAUUUCCUGUCUGAAGUGGUUAACCAUCUUAAAGAAUUGGAGUCAACACUCACUGCACUGAAACUCGAAGAAUUAACACUGGAAAGUCCUUCAGCUAUUGAGGAUGAGCAGAAGUUUUCCCGGACGGUGCGAAGUAAAAUUCAAAGCAGCUACCAACGUUCUCUACAGGAGAUUGGAGAGCUACUGAGAAAGAGAUUGGACACGGUUAAAAGCCUGAAAUUUUAACUGUUUGAGGUAGAGGAAGAAAAGGGGUAACAGACCAGUGAAGAACUGCACGGCUAUGCCGUAAAAUCCCGUUACAAAUACAGUGUGUUCCUAGGACCCCAUCAGAUACAUCAGCUGAUGCAGAACAUUUACCAGAAAGCAUGAAGGACUUUGCAACGAAAGAGUUUAAAGUAAAAGGUUUUUAGAACAAAAAAGGUUAAUAAAUUAUGUACAUAAAUUCAGAGUCAGAGGCCUUCUCUCAGACUUGACAGCAAUAUUUUUAGAAUCUGUUGGGUGUUUCUGUUGUGUAGUUUUGUGCAUGUUGCACCCAGCACCAUCGCUACUAAAUGCUGAAAAGUCAAAUGAAACAUUAGACUAUGUUCAAUUGCAAACAUAGUACCUGUGUAGGUACUGACAUUUUGACUGCAGCUUAUACAACACAUAUGGGUGUACAGAAUGUAUAUGGAUAAGUACCACGUGUUCCAUCAUAAUUUAUUCAACAUUUUAAUUUUUUUUUAAUUUGUAUAAAAUUGUGUUGUAUAAGCAGAACUCUUUCACAAACUGUUCUCCUUUAUAGAUCUGGCUCCUCAAAUCCAUUCCCUUAUUUGCAAUUUUUUUUUCUGAUCCUGUUCCAAUAAGCUUAAUUUGGGGAAUUUUUUUUGCUUUUUAUGUGCUUGCUUUUCUAUCAAAUUUUGUUUUAUUUCAAUUGUGUGAGAGCUGCUGACCCACAUCUUGUUACUGAUGGUCUUGAUUCAAUGCUCAUUGCAGUAUACAGUCGCAGAACAGACUGUGGGGGGGGAUUUCCAGACAGUGGAAUCAAUGCUGUGAGGCAUUAAUGUUGUCUCUCUCAUUUCUCUGUAUUCAAUGCCUCUUUGUCAAACAAGGAAAAGUGUGUUAGCAUCUAAUGUACAAGAACAUCCUUUCCAUUGUCUUCACAGAAGACAGAACUGAGGAAAAGAAAAACUUAAUGUAUUAAAACAGUUCUCAUUCAGAAAGUAUACUUUGACAGAAGAGCCUAAAUUCCAUGAGGCAUACUAAAAUACGAAACAACAGUAAGGUUUGCAUUUUUAUUGCACUAAUUCCUUGGUGGUAUUUGUAUUUUGUUAACAUCCACACACACUGUUGAAGGCUCUCUACACUGUUGCAGCAACAUUAAUUUGUCAAAAAUAACUUUAAGUAAAAUAACCUGUACUCAGAUACACUCCAAACAGUAUCCCGGCUCCCCUACUGGUUGAGCAUGUAAUAUGUUUUUUAAAAAACUAUACAGACCAAAAUGGUGAACAAUUUGCUAAUUGAUCUUUGCUGAAUUUACUCAUCUCAUUUGAGUAGCAUUACAAUUCCCUUUAAUAGCUCGGGUAGGAAUGAGAAAGUAAAAAUUCAUUCCUAGUCUGAAGCUGCUGAUCCAUCUAAGAAAAUUAUGUGGGUAUUGAUUGAGACUGAACUUUAAUAUACCUUUGGCGCACUCAGAAAUAAAUACCUGCCAACAAUCACAGUGUGGACUUGUGUGGAAAAUCCCCUUAUUUGACACACUGCUAAAGAGCUUCUGUUUCCAAGUGUCAAUUGACACUUCUUUUAGAAAGGGAAAGACGGGAAAGGAGUUGAAUAAUUGAGUGUGCCAAUAAAACUUGUGGAUCGGUGAGGGUGGUAUGUAUCAGAAACACUUAUAUUCAUAUUUAUAUAAAUACCCCUGUUUAAAACCAUGGCCACUAAAUUGGAGCAUAGAGGCAAGAGAAACUGGGGUUGUUUUCAUGAGCAGAGAAGGUCAAAGGUUUUCAUUGUGUUCAGAUUUAUGAAGUCUUUUUAAAAUAAAUAAGGAGAAUUUUCCGGUGACAAAAUGGUCAAUUAAUAGAGGAUGAGUGCUGCAGAUAAUUGUGAAAAGAACCAGAGGUGAGUGGAGAGAGACAUUUCUGCAUCUCUCAUCUGGAAUACAAUUCUUAAAGGAUCAUAUUCAAAAAUAACUUUCAAAAGGGAAUGAAAAAUGGAAAAUGUUGCAGGACUUUCUGAAAAACAAAGGAAUGGACCGAAUUGGCCAGCUCCUUCCAACAUCUGUCACAUGUAUGUGGGCUAAAUGGCUUUCAUUCUGCGCUGUAUCUUACUAUGAUUUAAUGGCAUACUCAGUUGGCACUCAGUCCUUUAAGUUCAUGAUCUAGAUCCAGUCCAGAUAAUCCCUUUCUGCUGCUAACAAGAAAAGCUUGAAUUUUGUUUCAUUUAAAUUCAUUAUAGAAUAUCUCUCAGGCCUUAAUAGUAUUGAAUAGAAAUAUCUGGUUUAUUGUGGAUUCAUAACUGAAUUUGGGAUAACCUCCCAUUACUGAGACAGACUAGGUACCUUUACUGCCCAGUCAACCUGCACAAAUGUGAACUUUGUCAGCUUGACCAAACAAUUACAAGUUAAAUAGUAUUGAUGUAGUGAUAUAAAUGCAAUAAAAAAUAUGGUUUUGUUUUUUUUU